This is a messenger RNA of Penicillium expansum, 1719 nucleotides long. RefSeq names its product Zn(II)2Cys6 transcription factor. Gene Ontology annotation, cellular component: nucleus. Gene Ontology annotation, biological process: regulation of DNA-templated transcription. Lineage: Eukaryota; Fungi; Ascomycota; Eurotiomycetes; Eurotiales; Aspergillaceae. Gene Ontology annotation, molecular function: transcription cis-regulatory region binding; DNA-binding transcription factor activity, RNA polymerase II-specific; zinc ion binding. The record is from RefSeq and is a predicted model, not a curated record. The transcript has 6 exons. Bases 1 to 1719 code for a protein of 572 amino acids.
AUGCCUCCCGUAUCCAAGACGUGCCAGGGUUGCGCGGAUUCAAAGGUGCGAUGUGUCCGGGAUACCGAUAUCGCAUGUAAUCGAUGCCUUCGUUUGGGAAAAGAAUGUCAAUAUCGUCGGACUGGUCGUCGAUUUAAGGGCUUCCACAAGGACCGUAAGAUCGCGGCUCUGGAGUUGAAGAUCAAUGAACUCAAGGCCGAUCGGGGCGGUCUAGAAGGAAAUGACACCAACACAAGCACGCGCAGCACAUCAUCAAUUGACGGUGAUGCUCCGCUUGAAGACAUCAUCAGCCGAGACUUUCUUGACACAGAGACGGCCGAAAGAUAUCUAACGAUAUUUAAGACCAAACUGACCCCACAUUUCCCAUUUGUGGUUGUGUCCCUCGAUGUAUCUGUCCAGCAGCUCCGCAAGGAGAAGCCGUUCCUAUGCUUAGCGAUCCUUGCAUCUGCUUCGUAUGAGAACAUGCCACUGCAACGCGCGUUGGGGAACGAAGUUAAGAAAGUCGUUGCAUCACGCAUGGUCAUCGGUGGGGAAAUCUCCUUUGAGUUGUUGCAAGGGCUGUUGGUGUUUCUCGCAUGGUCGCAUUAUCACUCACGGCCACACCGUUAUACUCAAUUCCUUCAACUGGCCAUAGGCCUCAUGAUAGAUUUGCGGUUGGAUCGUCCACCACAGACGCGGACGUGGAAGACAGAGCUGCGCUUUGGGCUUCAAUAUAAUCUGCAGAAUCAGACGUUUAAUCGAGCUUCUUGGGGGAGCAACGAGCAGAGGGCUGUCUUGGGUUGUUACUAUUUGUCGUCAUCGAUUGCGAUGCUUGUGCAAAAGAAAUCUACCAUUCUGCGUCUCCCGUACCAGGAAGAGUGUUGCAAGGCUCUCCAUGAAGCCAACGAGUAUCCUCACGACAAAUACAUCAGCUAUGUGAUACAGCUCCAAUUUAUUGCAGAGAAAGUCGACAAUCUAUCUGCAAAGCAUGGAAUUGACUUGGAAACACCUGGAUCAGGGUCAGAGCUCUAUAUCGCCAAUCUGAAGUCGGAUCUGGAAGCGUUCUACCGGCAUCUGCCCUUCGAUAUCAACGAGAGCUUUCUUCUUGCUAUACAAUACCACGCGACAGGGCUUUGCCUAUAUCAACUAGCUCUCAACAUCACCAACCAAGAGUCUCAAUCACCAUUUGACUCCAACUCCUGGAGAGAUGAAAUGGCGUUCUCGGCAUUUAUCUCAGCCAAUUCGAUCCUCAACCUGUAUAUUCAACUUCCAUCCAACGACGAAGUCGGAUUCAACAAUACGCAAUGGGUACAGAUAGCGUUUGCAUUGCUAGUUGCCUAUCGGCACACCGUAGCAGCCUACAAACCAGAUCAGGCUGCUGCCUUCCUAGAAACUCUGUCGAAGUUGCGAUCGAGGGUUGGGGCGUUGUCUACUUCAGAUGUAGACAUGAACGGCGCUCGGGAUGCUUUCUUCGACUUUGGAAACCGUAUAGCUCGAAUUGAGAACUGGCUCGGGGAACAUGGUAGACAGGAAGACAACUCUCAAAGUGAUGAGAGCUUUGAUGAAUAUCGGUAUACGUUAUGCUUGGAGCCGACAAACUUUGACGGGCUUAUUGGGGCUGCGGAGCAUCUCGAUGUCCCUUUUGGGAAUGAGUUUUCAUCUUCGGCAGAUGACUUGCAAAUUCCCCAGGAUUCUUUCUUCGCAUCUUCGUUUGAGCAGAUUAUGGGUGAAUGGGUGUGA